UCUUUGCCGGACUAAAUAAAGGAAGGAGUUCUGUCGUCUUCUGGUAAAACAGGUUUACACAGCUAACAGAACAAUGGAUUCAAUGCUGAGCUUAUCAUUGGAAGAACCUGUUAAGAGAAACGCUGCCAAGAAGUACAAGAUAAUUUGUAUUGAAGCUGCAGGAAAAAAUGCUUUGAUCCUUCACAUAGAGGACUAGAGGGCUGUCGGUGUGACGUGGGAUGUAAAAGCCGAGGCGACUGCUGCUGGGAUUUUGAAGACACCUGUGUGGAAUCAACUCGAUUGUGGACAUGCAAUAAAUUUCGUUGUGGGGAGACCAGACUAGAAUCCAGCCUUUGCUCCUGUUCAGAUGAUUGUUUACAGAAGAAAGACUGCUGUGCUGACUAUAGGAGUGUUUGCCAAGGAGAAACCCCAUGGGUGGAAGAAGAGUGUGGCGAAGCCCAGCAGCCUCAGUGCCCAGAAGGAUUUGACCUUCCACCCGUUAUUUUGUUUUCCAUGGAUGGAUUUAGAGCUGAAUAUUUACAGACAUGGGGUACUUUAAUCCCUAAUAUCAACAAACUGAAAACAUGUGGAAUUCAUUCAAAAUACCUGAGACCUGCCUAUCCAACCAAAACCUUCCCAAAUCAUUAUUCCAUUGUCACAGGGUUAUAUCCAGAAUCACAUGGCAUCAUUGACAAUAAUAUGUAUGAUGUAAACCUCAACAAGAAUUUUUCACUUUCCUCGAAGGAGAAAGAAAAUCCAGCUUGGUGGCAAGGACAACCAAUCUGGCUGACAGCAAUGUAUCAAGGUUUAAAAGCUGGAACCUUCUUUUGGCCAGGAUCAGAUGUGUUUAUAAAUGGCACCUUUCCUUCCAUAUACAGAAUUUACAACAGUACUGUCACAUAUGAAGAGAGGAUCUUUACUGUGUUAAAGUGGCUGGACCUGCCCAAAGCUGAAAGACCUGAUUUUUACACCAUAUAUGUGGAACAACCUGAUUCUGCAGGUCAUGAAGAGGGACCAGUCAGUGCUGCAGUAAUUCGAGCCUUACAGUUAGUGGAUAACACUUUUGGAUUGUUGAUGGAAGGCCUAAAACAGAGAAACUUAGACAAUUGUGUCAAUAUAAUCCUUUUGGCUGACCAUGGAAUGGAUCAGACUUAUUGUGAAAAACAGGAAUAUAUGACUGAUUAUUUUUCCCAAAUAAACUUCUACAUGUAUGAAGGACCUGCCCCCCGCAUCAGGGCUCGCAAUAUACCUCAGGACUUUUUUACCUUUGAUUCUGAAGAAAUUGUUAGGAACCUCAGUUGCCGAAAACCUGAUCAGCAUUUCAAACCCUAUCUGACCCCUGAUUUGCCAAAACGACUACACUAUGCCAAAAAUGUCAGAAUUGAUAAAGCUCAUCUUUUGGUGGAUCGACAGUGGCAGGCUGUGAGGAGUAAAACAUCUUCAUCUUGUGGAGGAGGCAACCAUGGUUAUAAUAAUGAAUUUAAGAGCAUGGAGGCUAUUUUUUUGGCACAUGGACCCAGUUUUAAAGAGAAGACUGAAGUUGAACCAUUUGACAAUAUUGAAGUCUAUAACCUAAUGUGUGAUCUUCUACACAUUCAGCCAGCACCAAACAAUGGUACACAUGGUAGUUUAAACCACCUUCUGAAGGUGCCUUUUUAUGACCCAUCCCAUGCAGAGGAAGUAUCAAAGUUUUCUGUUUGCGGCUUUACUGUGCUAUUGCCCACAGAUACUCUGGAAUGUUCAUGCCCUGGGCUACAAAAUAAUGCUGACAUAGAACAUGUAAAUCAGAUGCUAAAUCUCACUCAAGAUGAAAUAACAGCAACAGAGAAACUAAAUUUGCCAUAUGGGAGGCCCAGGCUUAUGCAAAAGAACAAAGAACCCUGUCUCCUUUAUCACAGGGAAUAUGUCAGUGGAUUUGACAAAACUAUCAGGAUGCCCCUUUGGAGCUCAUAUACUGUCCCUAAACCGGGAGACACAUCGCCUCUUCCUCCCACUGUCCCAGACUGUCUGCGGGCUGAUGUCAGGGUUGCUCCUUCUGAGAGCCAAAAUUGUUCCUUCUAUUUAGCAGACAAGAAUAUCACCCACGGCUUCCUCUACCCUCCUGCCAACAACAGAACUUCUGAUAGUCAAUAUGAUGCUUUAAUUACAAGUAAUUUGGUCCCUAUGUAUGAAGCAUUCAAAAAAAUGUGGGAUUACUUCCACCAUGUUCUUCUUAUAAACUAUGCCAUGGAAAGGAAUGGAGUCAAUGUGGUUAGUGGACCAGUAUUUGAUUAUAAUUAUGACGGUCAUUUUGAUGCUCCAGAUGAAAUUACUGAAUAUGUAGUCAACACGAGUGUUCCCAUCCCAACACACUACUUUGUGGUGUUGACCAGUUGUAAAAAUAAGAGCCAAACCCCUGAAGACUGCCCUGGGUGGCUGGAUGUCCUACCUUUUGUCAUCCCUCACCGACCUACCAAUGUGGAGAGCUGCCCUGAGGAUAAAUCAGAGGCUCUUUGGGUUGAAGAGAGAUUCCACGCACACGCUGCCCGGGUCCGUGACGUGGAACUUCUUACUGGACUUGACUUUUAUCAGGAAAAAGUACAGCCUGUCUCUGAAAUUUUGCAACUAAAGACAUAUUUACCCACGUUUGAAACCAUUAUUUAACUUAAUAUAUAAAACAAUUUUGGAAAAAUGUAAAUGAUUUUUUCUGUUGAAGAAUAUAAAAUAAAUUUUUCUAUUUUUCCUUAAAUCUUCUAAAAGUCAUGUUGCAUAAUUUUCAUUAUUUUCUUCUCUUUUCCAUUUCUAUGACAAUAGCUCCAUUUUUUUUGCACAAAGGUUAUGCUAUGUUAUACCUUUCUUUUUUUUUUUUUCUUUCUUUUUUUCUUUUAAGGGCUACACCUGAGGCAUAUGGAAAUUCACGGACUAGGCGUCCAAUCAGACCCGCAGCCUCUAGACUAACCACACCCACAGCAACCCGGAACGAUGGAACCGAAGAGCAUCCGUGACCUAGGCCCCAGCUGGAUACCUAACCCACUGAGCAAGUCCAGGGAUCAAACCCACAUCCUCAUGGAUACUAGUUGGGUUCUUUUUUUUUUUUAUUAUUUUGAAAAAAAUAGUAUAUUUUUAAAUGAUAAAGAAAUACACAAUUACCAAGUUUAAGAAAAUACAAAGUAUCUAAAAAAUGAACACACACAUGACUUCACAAAACUACUCAGCUGAAGUUUUUACAAGUUCUGUAUUGUAUGAUUAUAGUAAAAUCUGAUAGAGAAUUUUGAGAAAAAAACUAGUUGGGUUCUUAAUGCAUUGAACCACAACGGGAACUCCUAUACCUUCCUUAUUAUAUUUAUCAUCUCGUUUGUAAACCUUGGCUGUAUUUUUUCUACCCAGCAUUAUUGAAACAAAAGGGAGAACAAGAGAAGUAGAUCUCACUUUUGAAUUGAAUCAAUUCUAUGUCAGUUUUGUUAUCAAAUUUUUUAAUCUUGGCAGUCAGGCAGUAUUUAUUAAAAUAAAAAAUACACAUUACCU
Molecule: messenger RNA, 3483 nt
Organism: Sus scrofa (pig)
Lineage: Eukaryota; Metazoa; Chordata; Mammalia; Artiodactyla; Suidae
Gene: ENPP3
Product: ectonucleotide pyrophosphatase/phosphodiesterase 3
Biological process (GO): nucleoside triphosphate catabolic process
Molecular function (GO): nucleoside triphosphate diphosphatase activity; metal ion binding; nucleic acid binding
Source: RefSeq, a predicted model, not a curated record